This is a messenger RNA of Cariama cristata (Red-legged seriema), 1261 nucleotides long. RefSeq names its product toll-like receptor 10. Gene Ontology annotation, molecular function: transmembrane signaling receptor activity; lipopeptide binding; Toll-like receptor 2 binding. The transcript has a single exon. The annotation marks the transcript as partial. Lineage: Eukaryota; Metazoa; Chordata; Aves; Cariamiformes; Cariamidae. Gene Ontology annotation, biological process: inflammatory response; toll-like receptor signaling pathway; immune response. Gene Ontology annotation, cellular component: membrane. The record is from RefSeq and is a predicted model, not a curated record.
AUAUUGAACAGAAAACAAAGAUAUGCUUCCGUGUUUCUGUAAAAAACAAAGAUAAGCCUGGAAAGCAUAAUGAGACCCCUUACAGACAUCUAUGGCUUUGCUUGUGUCUUUACAUUCAUGCUGUGGAAUAAUAUCCAGCCAACUGUGGAAAAUGAAUUUACUGCAAAUUAUUCAAGCAGUUUGCUAACUAAUGUUCCAAAAAACAUUCCAGUCCAUAUUCAUGUAUUAGAUUUAUCACAUAAUAGGAUCUCUGGACUUAGUAUCUCAGAAUUUAUUUCUCUUUCCGACCUUCAAGUAUUAAAUCUUUCUCAUAAUCUAAUUACAGAGCUUGACUUUAGUGUCUUCAUUUUUAAUGAAGAUUUAGAAUAUUUAGAUUUAUCUCAUAAUAACAUUUUGAAAGUUUACUGUCAAACUCUUGCAUAUCUUAGACAUUUAGAUCUUUCUUUCAAUAAGUUUACUGCCCUGCCCAUCUGUCCGGAAUUUGGGAACAUGUUUCGUUUGGAGUACCUAGGAUUAAGUGCCACGGUAAUACGAAGGUCAGACUUCAGAUAUAUCAUACAUUUGCAGCUGCACAGUGUCUUCCUAACCUUAGAAGACUUUUCUUUCUAUGAGCCUCAGAGUCUGACAGCCUUGAAUACAAGGAGCCUCCACAUUGUUUUUGCAGCAAACCAAAACUUCAGUUUUUUCCUCUUGUAUGAUGGAAUGAGCACUUCAGAAAACUUGAAAAUAGUUAACUUAAGAUAUACCUUGAGCUACAAAGAUUUCCCUUCUCCUUCUUUAAUGCUUCUGAAGAAAAUCAAGACAACAGAUCUCACGCUUGACACUGUGGACUUACAAUGGACUAUCAUUUUGCAAAUUUUCCUCCUUAUUUGGUAUUCACCUGUGGAGCAUUUGACCACGAGAAAUUUGACUUUUCGGGGACCACUGGAAGAGCUGACUAAAUAUGAAUUUCUACCCUUAUUAAGCUCUAUGGAACAAUUAAUCUCUUUGGGUGGCUCAAUGAAAGUGCUAACUUUGGAGCAUGUUCGUAAUAAGGUUUAUUAUUUCAACCAGGAGAUUCUAUACAGACAGUUUUCAGAGAUGAAUAUUGCCAGUUUGACAAUAUAUGAUGCAUAUAUGCCACACAUGCUUUGCCCCAAUAGAACAAGCUCGUUUCAGUAUUUAAAUUUUUCUCACAAUGCCCUGACAGAUGAAUUGUUCCAGAAUUGUGGCACUCUGACAGAUCUGAAAUUACUUAUUUUGCAGAGGAAUAAAUUUGAGA